This is a messenger RNA of Arabidopsis lyrata subsp. lyrata, 1427 nucleotides long. Its product is annotated as probable polygalacturonase At3g15720. The record is from RefSeq and is a predicted model, not a curated record. Lineage: Eukaryota; Viridiplantae; Streptophyta; Magnoliopsida; Brassicales; Brassicaceae. Gene Ontology annotation, molecular function: polygalacturonase activity. The transcript is spliced from 10 exons. The coding region runs from base 1 to 1200 and encodes 399 amino acids. Gene Ontology annotation, biological process: carbohydrate metabolic process.
AUGGGUAUUUUUGAAACCAUACUACGUAUAUCAAUAUUGAUAAAUUUUAUCUAUUUUGGUCUUGUAAACGGCCAAAACUACAAUGUACUCAAAUUUGGUGCUAAAGGAGAUGGUGAAACCGAUGAUUCAAAUGCUUUUAUACAAGCAUGGAACGCUACAUGUGGUGGAGAAGAUAACAUAAAUACACUUCUUAUUCCCUCUGGAAAAACAUAUUUGCUUCAACCUAUUGAGUUCAAAGGCCCUUGUAAAUCUACGUCCAUAAAAAUUCAGUUGGAUGGUAUCAUUGUCGCACCUAGCAACAUCAAAACAUGGUCCAACCCCAAAUCUCAAAUGUGGAUUAGUUUUUCAUCUGUAUUUAGUCUAAUGAUCGAUGGUUCUGGAAAGAUUGAUGGUCGCGGUUCUUCCUUUUGGGAGAUAAAUCUAAACACUUCUGAACGACCUACAGCACUACAUAUUUACAAAUGUGAUAAUCUUACAAUAAACGGGAUAACUUCGAUUGAUAGUCCAAAAACUCAUAUAUCAAUCAAAGGAUGUAAUUAUGCUACAAUAUCGAAAAUAAAUAUUUUGGCACCUGAGAAAAGUCCCAACACAGAUGGGAUUGAUAUAAGUUACUCGACUAAUAUCAAAAUAUCCGACUCUACAAUUCAAACUGGGGAUGAUUGCAUAGCAAUCGACAAUGGAAGUUCUGGUAUUAACAUCACACAAAUUAAUUGUGGACCUGGUCAUGGAAUAAGUGUAGGAAGUCUAGGAGCUGAUGGAACAAAUGCCGAAGUUAGUGAUGUUCAUGUGACUCAUUGUACUUUUAAUGAAACGAUGAAUGGAGCUAGAAUUAAGACAUGGCAGGGUGGACAAGGUUAUGCAAGAAACAUAAGUUUUGAGAAUAUCACACUCAUUAACACAAGAAAUCCAAUUAUCAUUGACCAACAAUAUAUUGAUAAAGGACAUAUUGAUGCCACUAAGGAUUCAGCAGUGGCAAUUGGCAAUGUGAAAUAUAUUGGUUUUCGUGGAACCACAGUGAAUGAGUAUGCUAUAACACUUAAUUGUAGUGCCAUCACACAUUGUAAAGACGUUGUCAUGGAUGAUAUUCAAGUUACAAUGGAAAAUGGAGAAAAAGCUAAAGCUGAAUGUCAAAAUGUUGAAGGAGAAUCUAGUGAUAGUGAUUUGAUGCGCGACUGCUUUAAAAAUAGUAGUACUCUUUAAUUAAGAAUAUUGAUAAAAAAGUUUAUCCACAUUUUUAAUUGUCGUAAAAAAUAUAUUUUUGUUUGUCAACAUUACAGAAUGUCUUGAUGAAUUGUUGUUUGAAAUAUGUUUACCUAAAACAAUCAAUACAGACAAUGUUGAUGAUGCAUUUUACGAGAGAUUUAGGUUUAUAUUAAUUUUAGUUGGCAAAUAAUCUUCUCAAGUUCCGAUUAAAAAUUAUAGCACGC